UAAAGCCAGGGUGUAUACUGACACUCAUUUGUCAAAGGCCAUUAAAAGAAAGGAACACUUGAGUGCAACGAUGAACUCUGCACAGACAAACCCGAUGAACAGACUGGAGGAGCUGGAAUGUCACUUCACUUGGAAGCUGGAUGCCAGCCGGUACAAGCUGCUAUGUAUCAGAGAUCACCUGAAGGACAUGGGGAGCGACAUGAGCUAUCCAUGGCAGGGACAGAAGUAUAACCUGUUGGCUUAUAUACACUACACAUUGGGCUCCAAAGAUAAUGCCCUGCAGUGCCUCAACAAGGCAGAGAAAGCCUUUCACCAAAGCAGUCCUUGCGAAACAACAGGGCCUUGGAUGCUAGCCACCUAUGGCAACUUAGCCUGGGUGUACUAUCACCUGGACAACCAGGAAGAGAGCCAGGGGUACAUAAAGAAGAUUGAGGAACUGCAACGGGACUACCCCUCACCGUUCCAGGGGGAACAGCAUCCUGAGUGCACAUUUAUCACGCAAUGAAGCUAUUGAUCUUGCAG
Messenger RNA from Esox lucius (northern pike), 522 nucleotides. Its product is annotated as interferon-induced protein with tetratricopeptide repeats 2-like. The record is from RefSeq and is a predicted model, not a curated record. NCBI's taxonomy places the organism in Eukaryota, Metazoa, Chordata, Actinopteri, Esociformes, Esocidae. Gene Ontology annotation, molecular function: protein binding. The transcript has 3 exons. Gene Ontology annotation, biological process: defense response to virus. Gene Ontology annotation, cellular component: cytosol. The coding region runs from base 71 to 505 and encodes 144 amino acids.